UAUGUGAAAAAAAAUUUUGCAACAGAUUUUAUUGCUACCGGUCAUUAUGCGCAAAUAGUUCAUGAAAGUGGGAAGUAUUAUUUAAGUAAACCCAAAGAUAAUAAUAAAGACCAAACUUAUUUCCUGUGCCAAAUUGACCGUAAUUUAUUAAGCAGAAUAAUUUUUCCAUUGGCCGAUUUGACCAAAAAAGAAGUUCGCCAAAUUGCCGAAAAAGUCGGAUUAAUUAAUGCCCAAAAAAAAGAUUCGACUGGGAUUUGUUUUAUUGGGGAACGCAAAUUUGAAAACUUUCUGGCUAACUACUUUCCUAAAAAAGAGGGUGAGAUAAUGGAUAUUGAUAGCAAAAAAGUAAUUGGUAAACACUCUGGAAUUCCUUAUUUUACUAUUGGGCAACGCCGAAAUUUAGGACUGCAAGGACAAAAAAAACCGCAUUAUGUGGUGGGGAAAAUUAAAGAACAAGAGUUAGUUAAUUUUUUCAACAAUCAAAAAUUAAUAAUGGCUAAAUUUCGUUAUCGGCAACCGGAAAUUCCGGUUAAAAUUCUUGCUUUGGCUGAUUUUAAGGAACUAAAAGUAGAAUUUUCUGAAAAACAACGAGCCAUUACUCCUG
This is a messenger RNA of Ambispora leptoticha, 604 nucleotides long. The record is from the annotation of a GenBank genome assembly. NCBI's taxonomy places the organism in Eukaryota, Fungi, Glomeromycota, Glomeromycetes, Archaeosporales, Ambisporaceae.